Molecule: messenger RNA, 550 nt
Organism: Chanos chanos (milkfish)
Lineage: Eukaryota; Metazoa; Chordata; Actinopteri; Gonorynchiformes; Chanidae
Gene: pole4
Product: polymerase (DNA-directed), epsilon 4, accessory subunit
Exons: 4
Coding region: 76-462 (128 amino acids)
Biological process (GO): DNA-templated DNA replication
Cellular component (GO): epsilon DNA polymerase complex; nucleus
Molecular function (GO): protein heterodimerization activity
Source: RefSeq, a predicted model, not a curated record
UGUCUCUUUCAAAACUCAUUCAGAGCUAAAAAUCUUGACGACAAGUGUCUGUAACAUACUCAUGUGGUGGCUACCAUGGCGACAUCCGUAGCAGUACCGGUCCAGUCCACGGAGUCUGACCUGGACAGAGCUGGAAGUGAGGAGGAACCACGAAAUAAUGACACAGAGGAGGAGAAUACACAGCAACCUGGGCCCACGACAGGUCCACAGAACCGACUCGCCAAAUUACCGCUGUCACGUAUCAAAGCCCUAAUGAAGGCCGACCCGGAUGUCAGUCUGGCCAGUCAGGAAUCAGUAUUUAUCAUCGCUAAGGCAACGGAACUAUUUGUAGAAAUGAUAGCUAAGGACGCACUAGUGUAUGCACAGCAGGGCAAAAGGAAAACUCUACAAAGAAAAGAUUUGGAUAACGCUAUUGAAGCAAUAGACGAGUUUGCAUUUCUGGAAGGUACCCUGGACAACUGAAAACCAGCAAAUCAGACACAUCAGACCAGACCAGAGUCCUUGUAUAAGUCGAUAACACAACAGUUUGAUAACCCAACGUUUUAACCCG